This is a messenger RNA of Lobosporangium transversale, 7102 nucleotides long. RefSeq names its product armadillo-type protein. Bases 140 to 7081 code for a protein of 2313 amino acids. Gene Ontology annotation, cellular component: endocytic vesicle; membrane; Golgi apparatus. The record is from RefSeq and is a predicted model, not a curated record. NCBI's taxonomy places the organism in Eukaryota, Fungi, Mortierellomycota, Mortierellomycetes, Mortierellales, Mortierellaceae. The transcript has 11 exons. Gene Ontology annotation, biological process: retrograde transport, endosome to Golgi; endocytosis; intracellular protein localization.
CUUUCAUUCACCGCUUCAUCUUGCUCCAUUCUCAUUCUUCAGCUCAAAUAAAAAAAGAAGGAGAUAAAGGAGCAAAACUAUUGUAUAGCACCUUUGCUGUCGUUUCUUCUUUUAUCAGUAGCUGGAUCAUCUCUCCAAUAUGACCACACCUUCACCAACACGGCCCUCGACUCCAGGGACACCAACUACAAACACAGCACGGGACGUCUUUGAGUUUGAUGAACGACUCUUUACGGCUGCAGGGGAACUGGAUAAACAAUCAAACCCACCUUCAAAUAAUAAACAGGAGCUUUUUGUCUUUCAAUGGCUUGCAACCGUAGAACGAGAGCUCAAGAAAUGUGGCCAUGAUAUCUUCCGGAUCAUGCAACCAAACCUGGAACGUCAAUUGCUUAAACUCAUUUCGAUGCCUGCACCAAAACCACGCCACCCCAUCCGUCGAUUAAUCGCACGAUGUUUCUUAUCACUUUAUGUCCGAGGGAACUCUGCAACUCUCUUUGAGACUAUACAGAUCUUGCAAAGUUUGAUUGAAGCAGGAAAAGGCAUGGGUGAUAAAGAUGUCAAAUUAGCCGCGAUUCAUUGUAUCGGAGUGAUCAUGGAGGCGAUUGGAGAAAAGGUCCAGUCACUGGUGCCAGAGCUUACAACGUCCUUCCUUAAAGUCAUCAAGACUGAUAAGAUAUACCCGUUGAUCAUGCGAGCAGAAGCCAUGGUUGCACUAAGAAAAAUGCUGCACGGAGCAGGACGUGGAUCGACAGACCUCAACAAUAAGGAGAUUCUCAAAGUCCUGAAAGUCACCCUUCUGGACAAAGCCCUUAUCAUGCGCUCAUCAUCAGCAGAGUGUCUUACAGCUCUUGUCAAGUAUACAACCAUCACAUUCACAAGAAGCGAACUAGAAGCCUCGACCACACUCUUUAUCAAAGCUAUGGAUGAGUCAACAUACACAAUUAGGAAAUCAGUGGCUACUCUGAUUGCUACACUGCUUUAUUCAAAAUUCCAGGGCGAGGAGAAUUUGAGCAUGGCCAGCGCACAAUCCCCACCACCCAGCGUUAGUGGCAAACAACUUGCUGCCGGGACUGAGUCUUUCACGCUGGACGUGAACGAGCUCUUGACAUAUCUCUCGAGUGCUUACAAUAAGCCUAACACGAGCCGUGAGGUCCGUGCAGGGAUUUCAGAAACAUAUGCCGCGUUAUUCAUCAUGCUUGGACCAUCGGUUGUGGAGCGUCAUUAUGGUACUAUUUUAAAGCACCUGCUAGUGGAGCUAGCAGCUAAUCCCAAAAACACAGUAUCACGAUUUGAAAUCCUGACAGCACGUGAACAUGUCGAAUAUCUCCUUCGUGGAGUCAUUGGUGCACGCCUACUGAGUGAGUCGGGACAAAUUGCCAGCAUCAGAGAAUUAGUCGGGAGCUGGUUGAAGACCUGGCCAGCGGUCAUGCCAGGAGACGUUGAGCCUUCCGAAUAUGCAUUGAUCGGCGCAUUAAAUGAGACAUCGGCUUUACUACUAGAUUUAGGAGGUGCAGCUAGUUCUGUUCAGGAUAUCUUGCUGUCAUCGCUUACAAAUUUAGUUUCCCAUCCAUCUCGAGCAGUACAGAUCGCGACCGCCUGGUGCCUCCGAUGUCUUUGUAUUUCUUUGCCCACCAACCUCGCCAAACUUAUCCAAACCCUUAAUGCCAAACUCUCUACGGAUGUGAAUACACUCAACAAUAAUAGUACUAAUUUCCAGGAUGUGUCAACGAGAGCAUAUGGAUUAGCAUAUUCAAUUGGUGGGCUCAUCACUGUUAUUUCUGUCCAUCCACUUUAUGUCUCCUUCGAGAUGAGCGCGCGCAUCUUCUCAAUGGCAGCACAAUUGAUCAAAAACAGUGCAAACAAGGAGAUCCGGGUUGCUGCAGCUCAAAUUCAGAUUGCGUGGACCUUGAUUGGAUCAUUGAUGUGCCUAGGACCUAAUUUUGUCAAGAUGCAUUUGCCCCAACUUCUCUUGCUUUGGAAGACGGCACUACCUAAAUUAACAAGCAAGGAUACCAAUAAUACAACGAGAUCAGAAUUGGAUUGGGCUUUCAUGAUCCAUGUACGAGAAUGUGCUUUGGGAUCAGUGGCUAGUUUCUUGUUCCAUAACAGUGACAAAUUGGUGACAGUUGAUGUGUCGAAACGUAUCGCAGCUCUGUUGUCUAACACGCUAACCUUUGCGGGAGCCGUACCCACGUUCCCGUCACAAACAUCUACAGCAGCAAACAAAGGAGCUCCUCAACAACAAAACGAGCUGUUGAACGUCAAGUUCUCUGAACGAGAUGAUGCUCUGAGGAAACGGAUCUUUGAGUGUUUUGUUGCUAUGAAACAUACUUCUGCGUUUGAAAUGUAUCAGCCCAUAUUGAUCAAAGCAGCAUUGGAUGUCUUUUCAGACCCAGACAGGACUUCAGGAACUGCAGUGACAAAUGCUGUGUCUGCAGCCACAUUUACGACCGUGUGGGCAGUGGAUGAUGGAUAUGGGUACGGUGUCACUGGUAAGAUCCAAGGCCUCCGUUGCGAUGUAGCAGCAAGGACCAGUGGUCGCCAAGAGGAGAUUCUGGAUGGUAAAGAUUACGAUAGCGCGACAAGGACGACAGAGACUUUGUUGAAAAAGCCGAUCCUAGGCGCGCCAGAACAUGAUCCUUUAGUGAUCUAUACGACAUAUGCUCUCCCAAGUUCGGUAUCACGAUAUUCACUACCAAAGCCUCGACCUGUAGCUACUGGCGUUAUUGAUGCUGCAAUCGAGCUGUUUGCGAUCCUAUUGCCUCUUCAAUCAUCAGCACUGCAGGGGUCUUUGAUGGAUGAUCUGUCCAAAAUGUUGAAGAGCUCGGUCUUGGACAAGAACCCUGGCAGAAAGAUGGCUAUUCAGGUCAAUACAGUUGUAGCACUCCUAGGAGCAAGCAAGUACGCAAUGGCAGAGAGUAAAAAACAUGAGCAGCGGGCGUUUGAAGGGCCGCUUGCUUCUUCAUUGUCUCAGUCGAUAUUGAGGGAUUCCAUUGUACAUUCGGAUCCGUACAUCCGCUUUGUGGCAUGUGAAGCUCUUGGCCGAUUGACAAGUAUACUUGGAAGCAUGACGAUCACGAACCAAAUCAAGUAUCUCAUGGAUCAGGUAGUAGCAAAUCGUGACCCUGAUGCCCGAGCAGGAUAUGCUCUUGCUCUCGGAAAUGUGUUUUCGUAUUUGGGUGGGAUGAUGGCUGGAGGCCACUUGAGGUCCGUGGUCGAAUACCUGACCUCGCUGAGCCGAGACCCUCACCCGAUCGUCCAUAAAUGGUCAUUGCAUUCUUUAGCAUUGACGAUUUCAAGUGCAGGCUUGAUGUUUAGCCCAUAUGUGUCCAGUACAUUGACCAACGUUGCAACAGUGUACUUGGCAGAAUCACAUGAGCCUGCAGGUGCCGGAUCAAUUGCUACAGCCAAUAUUGCAAUGCAAUCCGAGCUUUCUGUAUACCACGAAAUGGGCAGGAUCAUCUAUGGACUCAUUGGCAUAUUAGGGCCAGAAUUGCAGUCGUCUGCUAAAGUGCGAGAGUUGUGCGUGAGCCUUGUGGAGGAACUUCGAAACGAGGACGAUGAGUUUGUGAUUGUACAGGGUAUCCGAUGCACACAGCACUUGAUCAUGUUUGCGCCUCUGCUAGUGGACAUGUCGACGUUGGUACCAUUCCUACAGGCUCGCCUACGUCGUAGCACAGGUCUGAGCCUGAAGAAGGCAGCCAUAACAUGCAUGUAUCAGCUGGUGCAGCGGGAUGUUAAAUCAGUCUUCCAACAUUCCAUGGGCGGUUUGGAUGACCAAUUUUUCAAGCUCCUAGACACGGACCCUACACUCCAAGACGUCAAAGAUGUGGUACGCAGUUGGAUCACCCAAACGGCUCUGGAGCAGCCUAGUCAAUGGAUUGAUAUCUGCCGAAAAGUAUUAUCUAGAACUGCUAUUGAUGAAGGCCAGGAGAAUAAUGUUAAUCCGGUCGUCGAUGGCAGUACUCCCAAGGUCAAUCAACCUGCUGAAACGGAAGAAGAACGUGUUGAUGACGAUGAUGAUGGCCAGAACAUGUUUGAUGUUUCCAAACCUACUCAGAAAGCAGCACAACCAUCCACUCCAGCUCAAAAGCCGGUUUCAGAGCCUGUGAUAACUAUUGUCACUGAGCUAUCUGUCAAGGCCGCCCCAGCACUUCCGCCCCGUUGGAGGACUCGUAUCUUUGCGUUAGAGUGCAUCCGUCAGGUGAUUGAUGUGGUGGCAACGAGUGGCAUUGCGGAUCAUUUCGACCUUGCAGUCGCUCGUCGGAAAAAGAAGAACUUUGGAGCAGAUUUCCUGGUCCUAAAGGUGGCAGACCUGAUCAAGAUGACUGUGUAUGCAGCCUCGACGCCUAUUCAAGAGAUUCGUAUGGAAGGAUUACUACUCCUACGCCAAACAAUCGAAAAAUUCCAAUCUACAGCAGAUCCAGAGGUCCCAGACAGUCCUCUACUGGAACAAUACCAAGCACAAAUUGGAGCUGCAUUGACACCAGCAUUUACAGCAGAGAGUACGCCAGAAGUAGUUUCCUUGGGUGUCAAAGUAUGUGCAGUGUAUGUUGGAAGUGGGAUUAUUCAAGAAGUGGAUCGAUUUGGACGAGUACUGAAGCUAUUGAUUGGAGCACUUGAAAAAUGUAAAGAGGACAAACGGUUGACGGCUGUCGGAGAUGUGACGGACCUGACGCCACACGCAUCACAGAUGAUCAAGUGGGCGGUGUUGAACGCUUGGGCGGAGCUACAGGUUGCCAGUGUCCAUCGCCAGUAUUUGGUGGCGGUAUUGAAGCCUAAUCUAGAGGAACUCUGCAAGCUUUGGGCUAAUGCGCUUGAAGAAUACGCGAGAUCUCGUGUGGAAUCCGAGAUAGCAUUGGCAGGGUCUGUCUCUGCGAGCAGUACCACAAGCUCUGCAGGUCUAUUCGAUGCCAACUAUACUGAUUCAAGCAAGGGUUCUGAGAAGAAUUUUGACCAGACUUCGACGCUCAAGAUCCUGGGCGCGGUAUCCUCACUUGUAAAUGAGAAGAACGAGCAUAUGAUUCAGGCGCUCAUGAGAAUUACAAGCCCUGAAAUUGCCACAACAACAACAACAACGACGACGACGACGACGGCAACGACCGAGAAAGAGAGUAAGGUAGAAGGUGCAUCUUCAGACGAAGGGACCCAAAAAGAUACCACUGAUGCCUUGGGUUCAUCUGAUUCUUCAGCUGAAGCUCCAAACUUAGUCGUUGCCAAGAGUGCUAAAGCCAAACCUAAGAGAGGAGCUCUUCGAUUGAUUCAUGUGAUUUUCGGCCUCUGUCUGGAAAUCCUGGCAAAGACAUCAUCGGCAGGCUCGACUAUCGGCCAGAGUUCAGCGAACCUGAAUGUUGCAGCGAAUGAUGCGGCGUUGCAGGGAUGCCUCAGUGCGCUACACUCACUGUUGAACCCGAUGUAUAUUGAGGAAUCGUUCUUGAGCCGUGUGUUUUUGGAGAUGAUGGCCAUUUUGGAGCGUGUUGCAUGGAUGGAAGGAAGCCGUGUCCAAGGGUUGGUUGUUGGUGUGAUCUCGACGGUGAUUCAGGGAUACGGCAAAGAGCUGCUGUUUGUAGAGGACGAGGAUGAGGAUGAGGAUACGGAGGAAGAAGGAAGGGAGGAUGAAGCUGGCUCCUCCAAUGGGGAAUUGACGGAUAGUGGGCUGAAAGAGUCUAGGUCUGAGGAUAUUUCGGCAUUACCGGGCAGUCGAUUGAGAUCGAUUGUUCAACUGUUGGUGGAGCUUUAUAUUCAAAAAUGUGGCAGUUCGAACAUAAAGUCGAUCAAGUCAUUCAAGUCGAUAGGGGGCCGGGCGAGCCAGAAGACCACACCAGAGACGGUGGCGUUGCUGAGCAAGGUGACGGAGAUGUUGGCGAUGCUAGUGAAGGUAGCACCAGCAAAGUAUCAAUUGCAUUUGGCAGCUGUUACACUUAAUGUCCUGAUUGGUGUGCUACGUGACCCUGCAUUCCAAACAGAGCUCGGGCCCCAUGUGCUGAUGAACAUCAAGUCGGUGAUGGAGUCCCUGAAUAAGAGCAUUAGUGAAUUGGAUGGUAAAUUUUUAGAGUUGAUACUAAAUGGAGCGAUGGGAGCGAUCUUGAAGAAGCAAGCGGCGUUUGCACCGGGAAAGCCAGGUGUAGCAAUGUCGAUGACUGAGAGCAUGGGAUUCAAUUUGGAGACCACAUCAGUGACGGAUGUUUUGGACAAGAGUCGUGAGCCAGAGAUGGACUCUGAGAUGGAUGUGUCGCCUGUGGAGAUUACAGAAUGGUGUAAUGGACUGUUGGGCAUGAUGCUGGUGCUGACCAGCUGUACGGGGGUCAGAAUCAGAAAGCCGUUCCUUGACCAGUUUGAGCGGCUGGUGACGAGUAGUAUUGAGAGUAAUAUCAGCAAGAUUGUAACAGUGGGGUACCAGUGCUUGAAGGGGGUGAUAUUGAUUGAGAGCGCCAGUAGUGGCAUGAGUGCGAGCUCAGAGUUAACAGACAAAGCUAAAAUGACAGCGGGCAAGGCACGUGCGCGACUAUUUAUGCGAGAGUUGGUUCCAUUUGUGGUAACAACGAUUGUUGUGAGAGCAGCUCAAGAAUCAGCAACGACGACGACGACGACGGCGACGACAAGUCAGACAUCGGGAGGAUCAUCUAGUCCUUCAGGAUCAAAGGAUGAUAAGAAUGGAGUGGGAAUGCAGGUGAUUGAAGAGGGUAUUCAGACAUUGAAGAGUCUUGCGGUAGCCUCUUCUGAGACAGCACGGCCAGGAAUGAUUUCGAUCAUCAUGUCAACAUUGGUGCCUUUGUUACAGGACGUGAAUGUGGAGAUGGUAGGAUCGACAGGUUCAAGAGCUCAGGGGGUACACACAUUAGGAUUGAAUCAUUUGCUUGGGCUGGGAACACAGUAUCCGACGGAAUUCCGAUAUGGAGUAUCGAGAUUGUCCGUGGAGCGGAGAACGCGACUGGAGAAUGCAAUCCGACAGAGUGUAUUGGAGCAACAACAGCAACAACAAAAGCAACGGGAGAGAGAACAACGAGAACAAGAGCGUCUUGCGCGUGAACGUGACCGGGUGAAGAUUGAAUUGAAGAGUAGUUUCUCGGGCUUUACAUAAGGAAGAAAGCAAACAAGGAAG